This is a messenger RNA of Thelazia callipaeda (thelaziosis nematode), 690 nucleotides long. The record is from the annotation of a GenBank genome assembly. Lineage: Eukaryota; Metazoa; Nematoda; Chromadorea; Rhabditida; Thelaziidae.
AUGUCUUCCUCUCCAGUUCAUGAUUCCAGUCGUAGCGAAUUUGACAAUAGUGACAUCCAAAUAAUAUCCGUAAUUACUGCCGAUACACGUAGGCGAGCACGUACACCUGAAGUGAUAGUCAUUGAUAGUGAUGAUGAUAUGAAUACAGCGGAGAUAAUACAAGCAACCAGAGUACACUGGCCCCACAUGCCACCUAAGCGGAUGAGGCGGAUGGACUCAGAGGAAAAUCAUGCGAGUCAGGAUAUGGUUCAUAUGGUUGGGAAUAAUGAAGUAGAGAAAACGAACGAGGACUCGGAUAUAGAAAUACUUGAUAUGGAUCAGAGUAGUGAAGCAGGAGUAGUAAGCAUGGACCUGGAUACGGAAAUACUUGAGGGUAGUAUAAAUAUGGAUAUUAGUAGUGACGACUUUGAAGAAGUGAAGAAGAGAAAGAAUGAAGAAAACGAAGAUUCCAAUGAUGACGAUGUGGAGGAUGGGAAUAUGAUUGAUGUAUCGGACAUAAAUAAUGAGUGGAUGUCUGGUGAUGAAGAAAUGUACAAAAGUAACGAUAGUGAAACGAUGGAACGGGCGCCAUUACGUGACGGUCAAGUGACAGAGGAGAUAUUAUCACGUAAUGAUGGGGACUUGGGUGGGAACAACCCUUCAUCAUCAUCUGUUGUUGAAACGAGAGACAAAGAUGUUCCCAGCAGUGCC